Molecule: messenger RNA, 3151 nt
Organism: Trichobilharzia regenti
Lineage: Eukaryota; Metazoa; Platyhelminthes; Trematoda; Strigeidida; Schistosomatidae
Source: the annotation of a GenBank genome assembly
AUGAUGAAUCACAUAAAAAUUCGAGCUAAUUUAAAUUUAUCUAACGCUUGUACAAGCGACAAUUUAAACAUUAAAACACAAUCAAUUGAUUCCAUUGAACAUUUAUCCUACUGUUCACCGGUGGAAGAGAAGACUUCACACAGAAACCCUCCAACAGUAAGCGAAGAAGAAGACAACGUUAAAAUAAAAACAAAACAGAAGAAUUCCCUACAGUCACCUACAUUCUUUCUAAAGUCAAUAAAACAUUAUUGGAAGUCUAUUGUCAGUAAAAAUAUAAAAAAUUAUAAUUGUGAUUGUAGUACAAAGGAGAAUUUAGAUCACCUGUCAGGGAGUUCACAUUUUCACUGUAAUACUGCAAAUUCAAAUGAAAAAGAGCUUGACGAGAAGAAACUGAAUGCAUCAGAUAGUCAAACAGGUAGUUCUACAAUAGAAGUGGUAAAAUUUAGUCAACCACUUGAAACAACGACAAUAUUAUCACAAACACCUGGUACAAACAUCAAUGCAGAUUUUGCAACUGAUGAUAUCUAUAUUACAAAUUACAAGUCGAAACAUUUUCGUGGCCUGUUGUUUGAACGAAGUGCAGGUUUAUUUCCAUGGGAUUGUACACAAAUUGAAGCACGUGCCUAUUUAAUGUCUGCCUUUCCUGGUACACGAUUAGCACAAUGGUUGAAGGAAUGGAAACAUCCAAGUCACUAUCCAACAUUAAUUGCUAUUGGACGAACUGCUGAAGGGGAUAUCGUCUGUAGUCGUCUGCAUGCUUCAACUGCUUCACUUGACAAUGCAUUAUACUGGUUGAAUAAUGUAACCUUAGCACAUUUCAAUAAUUAUCGACAAUUUACAAAGCCUAAUUGUCCAGAGAAAACUGAGAAAUUCCUACUCACCUCAACAGUAUCCCCUCCACCAGCAACAGGAGCAUCAACAUCAUUAUUAUUUCAAGCGAAUGAAACCUGCCUACUUAAUUCAACUAUUCAUCUGACUAUACCACCAACAAACGGGAAUGAUGAUGAAACGGUACAAUGUAAAGUUUAUCCUAAAAUACCUAAAAGUAGUCAACAACCGCCUGAGUUGAAUCAUAGUCCCGCCAUGGAUGAACGUUUCAACCAAAUCGAUGGUACACGUGUUACACGGAAUAUUAAUAGUAGGCAAUUAAAACCAGCAUUAAUUCAAGAUGAUUUCAAAUAUCGUAUUAUAAAAUCACCAAAAGUUGAUGAAGAAGCAUUAUCAUCACUUUUCGAACUUCCUCAAGAAGAUGAACCUCUUGAACUACCUCGUGAAAGGAAUAAAAUCAUUCAAAAAAGCUUUAAAAGCAUCACUGAAAAGAUGAAUAAACCUGAGAAAUACGAUGCCUUACUUAAAACUAAUCGUACAAUGAUCAUCAGACCGAAACUGUCAAAACAGCUACCACGUUAUCAAAAGUCACAUUUUAAUACUAAUAAAUAUCAUAUCUACAAGACAAACGAUCCAUAUAUUAACAAUUUACAACUGAUGAAAACAAGAGAAACUAUCUCAAAAGAUGGAUACGACAGACGAUUACACCGACUUCAUCGUCAUGAUGAUAAUGAUGAUGACGAUGAUAUUGAGUCUGAGGAUAGCUGUGAUAAUGAAGACGAGAAUAUAAGUGCUUUUGUUAAUGUUAAUAUGAAUGAGAAUGAUCAAUCUUCACUGACAGACAGUGGUGCUAAACAAACGAGUAGCAGUCAACUGGACUAUUUGAAAAGUUGUCUUAUCAAAGGAUCAAAUUCCAUUCAAGAAUUAUUUAAACUUUCUGAUAUAUUUGAAUAUAGCAAUAAUGGUGGAGAGGUGAAUGACCAAAGUGUCAAUCAAAAUGAUGCCUAUUAUCACACAGUCGACUUUUUACAAGUAUUUAAUCAACAGUAUGUUUUAGAUCUUCCGUGUAAUCCAUCCUUUUUGAUUGGUCGUUUAUCAACUGCAGUUAUACGUAGUUUUGAUUUGAAUAAAUUCAAGCAAAUUCGACCAUUACUUAUCUAUCUACACGAUAGUCAAGCAGAUGGUGCUAUGCACUUCGUUUCAAAUGUGCUAUGCUCAAAACGUUUUACAGGCAGACUUUAUGAAAAUAAUCUAUUGAUAUGGCCAUUAGAUAUGACAAAUAUGACAAAGUCAAGUAAUUAUUAUAUGAAGAAUAUCAUUCAACAAUAUGAAAAACAGAAAAGACAAUCUCACUCUUCGUCAUCUUACCAUCAUCGUCCUCCUCAACCUCCGCCUCCUCCGCAUAGCUCACUUCAAAGGCGAAAUCCACAUGAUAUACUGACAUCAUCAUCAGAGGUGAGACAAUCAAAGUCAGAUAUGGCAUCAAGAUUUCAAGCAACUAAUAAACAUCAUCACCUUCAACAACAACGCCAACAACAACCGUAUUAUCAUCAUCCGGAUGGACAUACACAACGGGAUGACGAUCGCUCACGCAAGUCGUCUACAACUUCACGUACAGAAUUUUAUACUGGAGAGUAUGAAUCUUCGCUAGAUAAUGAAAACAACUUUUACAAGUGUACUACACAAAAUAACAAUAGAAAUCAAUUUGCGAAGAAUAAAGGAUCAAUAAAUGCUCAAAGGUUAUUUAGCUGUUUUGAGAAACAUCCAGCUGGUGAAACAUUUAAACAGAUUGUAAAGAUAUCUGCAUUACCUGUACUUGUCAACUUAAAAUGGCAUAAUGAAUAUUUCUUGGUAUCACAUUUAUUAUUGCCAUCUUCAACAACUAAAGAAAGUCUAAACUGGAUUGGAUCAGUUUUAAAGCUGUAUGCAAACGAGGUUUCUCUGUGUUAAAUAAAAAACAAAAUAUAUAUCAGAACUCAACGUUCAAAAUCGUGGCUUAUAUAUAUAUACAUACAUACAAUUCAAACAAAGCGGAAAAAUACUUCCUUCGACCUUGUAAAUUCUUAAUGAGUUAAAAUUCAAACAGAUUUUUACAAAUUAUUUGUUUCUGAUUUGAAAUUUACUUUGCCUUACAAAUAUUAUCUAUCCAACUUCUAUUAUUAACCCAUCAAGAGAGUUAUUUAUGCAAAUUCAAUGUUCAAUUUAGAAAAUCCUAUAUUUUCCUUAGCGACAAAGUAUUAUUAUCACUAUUGGUUACACUCUAUCAAAUUCGUUUAAUUUAAAAGAGUGAAUUUAUAUAACUUGUCAGUAUUGAUUUAUCACC